ACUGUAAAAAGAAUAGUGUAAUAUAAUAUAAUAUAAUAUAAUAUAAUAUAAUAUAAUAUAAUAUAAUAAGUGAAAUAUGAAAGAAACGCAAUUUACCCAGCGAGGUGAAAUCAACGUCACUUCAACAUACGCUAUAGAAAAAAAAAAAAUCCUUAUAAAACGACAGAAGAUCAAAGUAUAUAAUGCUGAAAUAAUUUGUUAUGCAUUAAUUAUGCAUUUAAAACAUAUAUAAUGAUGAAAUAUUGCAUAACUAUUCCAAAAUAUUCCAAAUAAAGUUAUACAGGUUAUCAAUGAAAAUAAAAACAGUAUGCCUAUAUACAGUCAAUUUCCAAUGACAUUUGAAUCACAUGUUUCCCAAAAACAAUUGUUUUCCCCGCGAAGCGUCGCUUUUUCGACUCCUGCGACCCGUUGAAAUGAAUUGUAGCUUUUUGCAUAAUUGUUUUUGUUUAUAUUUGAAAUUCAAUUCUAAACAUUCCAAGUAAGACAGAUGCAAGCCACAAACAAGAAAAUCACGAUCAGACAACAACUAAAGUCAUCCUUUUUUUCGGGAGGGAAAUUUAAAAUGUCUACAAGACCGUCAUCUAAAACAGACCCUCCGCGUUUUUGGGACGCAUUAGGGCCAUUUCCCAGGUCAAUGUGGAUUCAUCCUCAUACACCAGAGGACAGUCUGGACAGAGUCUGCGGUAGAGUAUUGAUGCGCUCUGUUUUGGCCAGCAAGGGAGUUUGGCCGCAUUUACCAGAAAAUGCACAUGUGUUUGCGGAUGAGAUCAGUGGUAUCCUGAGCUACACAAGAAGACAUGAUGACAGCCUCGCACAGAGAGUGGGGCAUCCAACGUUGGACAAGGUCAUGUUAAUGACUCAGCAUAACAUGACCCAGACUCUUCUGAAGGGGCAUGUCAAUGCCACGUGUCCAUGUUUUGCUGAUGAUAGAUUCAGCCAUGGUCAUGAACCUGAGAAGACUAAAGAGAUCAUAAGCCAGGAGGAGGCUAACAAAAGGAAAACUGAGAAGUUUCUUAAACAAAUUCACCUACCUAAACAGGUCACACUGAAAGACAUCUCUAAGGGGCCCUCAAAUGAAGACUUUCCUCCACUUCCCCCUCCUGCCUCACCGCAGGUGGACAGGCCACCACAGCAAGCCCCCAUCACCAAAAGUGGCUCCUAUAAAGCUACUCUCUUAAAGGAAAAACCAGACAUCCAACUGCAUGGUGGCAAACCACAGAGGGCUCAAAAACAAAAUCAAAAAGAACAUCCAAGAGUCAAACCUUAUGCCUCUGUCAAAACAACCCCAAAGAUAAAAACACAAACAGCACAAGGCCUAAUUGUCCUGCCUGGUUGUCCCCAAACAGGACAAAGUUCAUUGUCAAGGUGUUCCCAUCUUCCCAUGUUUGCACAGUUCCAAAAGGCAGAGGAGGAGAUAAUACCUAAAGAUCACACAUUUAAAGUUCUGUCAUGA
Ctenopharyngodon idella (grass carp) is the source of this 1453-nucleotide messenger RNA. RefSeq lists its product as uncharacterized. Bases 488 to 1453 code for a protein of 321 amino acids. The record is from RefSeq and is a predicted model, not a curated record. The transcript is spliced from 3 exons. NCBI's taxonomy places the organism in Eukaryota, Metazoa, Chordata, Actinopteri, Cypriniformes, Xenocyprididae.